Molecule: messenger RNA, 1473 nt
Organism: Entamoeba dispar SAW760
Lineage: Eukaryota; Evosea; Mastigamoebida; Endamoebidae
Product: protein disulfide isomerase, putative
Exons: 1
Coding region: 1-1473 (490 amino acids)
Biological process (GO): protein folding; response to endoplasmic reticulum stress
Cellular component (GO): endoplasmic reticulum
Molecular function (GO): protein disulfide isomerase activity
Source: RefSeq, a predicted model, not a curated record
AUGAUCAUACUUAUUCUCUCCAUUCUUUUUUAUCAAUGCAAUUCACUCAGAGUUUAUGACCAAACUAGUGUUGAUGGAUUAAUUCAAAAUAAUAGCUAUGCUAUUGUAUUUUAUUCAGUGUCCUGGUGUAUGCAUUGUAAAGAGUUAAAACCAGUAAUGGAACAACUUGAAAUAGAAGAGAAAGCAAUUCAUCCAGAGUUACCAAUAGUGAAUGUAGAUUGUAGUAAUAAUGAUUGCAAUUAUAACCAGUUUCCUAUUGUCAAUUUUUAUCGAGAAGGUAUCUUAUUUAGUUCCUUCGAUGGACAAAAGAAGGUCUCAACUCUUCAACGAUGGAUUGUACGGUGUAUGUCAGAUUUACUGAGUAAAAUUGAUGAAGAUGAUAUUGAAGACCUUCAAUACGAGAACGACGUUUUAAUUGCUAUACAAUUUAGUAAUGAGUCAGUUGUUAAAACGAAUUUUAAUUUUUUGGAACGAGUAUUAAAGCCAUAUUUUACAGAAAGAACCAAAUUUGUGUAUUACAUUAAGUCGUAUGAAAAAGAUAUGAAAAUAAAUAGUUAUGUUCGUUCAGUAUUUGAUCCAACUCAUUAUGUAAAGAAAACACUAAGUAUUAAUGAUGUUGGAGAUUAUCUUAAGUUCUAUCUUAUUCAACACAUGACAUAUCCAUAUACUAAAUAUUCACCAGAAUUAGAAAAUAAAAUGAGAUUAUAUGAAGCACAUUACCUUAUUGUUUAUGCAACAGAAUUUAAUGAGGGAAUUGUUUCAGCAAAGGCAUUAGAAAAAUAUUGGGGAAAAUUACUUGGUUUUUAUGUAGCACUAGGUUCAAAUAAUGUUGGAGAAAGUAUUUAUGGAAAGAAUAUUCAAAGAAUGUUUCCACAAACCAAUCACAUCAGAAUUAUUACAAGUAAUGAACGAAUUGUUUAUGAAUAUUUUGGUAACUGGGAUGAAACAAGUGUUAGUGAGUGGGUUGACCAAGUAAUGAAUAAUCAAAUAAAACCAACAAUACGUUCAAGUAAAAUUACUCAACAAGAUCCUCUUAUUAAUGAGCUCACAGCAGACACAUUUGAUAGAUUUAUAAAUCAAGACAAAGACAUUUGUUUAUAUGUUUACCAUAGGAGGUUGAGUAGUAGUUUUUCAUAUUUUGCAAAGAAUGCAAAAGCCCUUGAAAAAAUUCCAACUAUUCAAUUUGGAAGUAUUGAUAUUUCUACUGAAGACGUAAUGGUUAAUAUGACAUUUAGAAUUAUGCCAACUAUUUUAAUGUUUAGAGGAAAUGACCAUAAACCAAUUGAAAUAUCGAGUGACGGUGAUGGUAAUGGUGAUGGUAGUGAAAAAGAGAUAAAUCAAUUUAUAAGAAAAAAUGCGUUCUACUCAAUAAAUAAAUUAUCAAUGUAUAAUUUAUUUGAAACCCCAAACCACUCAUAUCAUAAAGAGUCAUAUCCAUUAGAACAUUACAAAUCUCAAUUAAAAGAACUUUAA